This is a messenger RNA of Trichobilharzia szidati, 3775 nucleotides long. NCBI's taxonomy places the organism in Eukaryota, Metazoa, Platyhelminthes, Trematoda, Strigeidida, Schistosomatidae. The record is from the annotation of a GenBank genome assembly.
AAUUAAUUUGAUUUAUUAAGGCUCAUAAAGUAGAUAUUGGAUAUUAGUUAUGUAGUAGCACAUUUGUUUCCUCAAGGUCGCUGUAUAUGCUUAUAACUUUGAGGAAACCUGCAGUACUCCAUAUUCAUCCCAAUAUGUCUCGUUUCUGUAGAACUGGAAGACCACCCGGUUUAAAAGGAAAGGAGAUUGGCCUCUGGCAUGCUGCACAAUCAAAAAUUAAAGAGCAAAGUCGAUGUGAGCGUCAACCUAAUUUGGCUUCUAUGUCUCUUGUUGGAAUGAAUUUGUCAAGAGUUCAGUCAGUAGUACAAGAGUGUGUGGAGCUUGGCAUUAAAUCGUCUACAGUCAAUAACAAGCAUGUUUCGUCUGCGCAAAAAUCUUCAACUGUCCUUACAACAAACAAAAUUUCAGAGGAUGAAGAAGAAGUAGAAGCUGUAUUUGAAGAAAUCCAAGAUUCAUUCGAUAUUCCAAUCGACCAGUGCUCGGAUCCAGAUCAGAUGACGCUCAUAGGGGGAAAUUUGGCCAAAAAUGUAUCCAUAGAUAACGAGCUCAUUCAGUUGAUGACAGAUUGCAGGAAUUCUCAAAUGUAUAUGAAAAUGUUAGAAUCUAGACGUAAACUUCCGGCGUACCAAAUAAAAGAGGAUGUUGUUUCAACGGUACAAAACAAUCAGGUUGUAAUAAUAAGUGGUGAAACAGGUUGCGGAAAGACUACCCAAGUCCCACAAUUCAUUUUAGAAGAUCAAGUUCUAAAGGGGAAUGGAUCUGUUACACGUAUUGUUGUUACACAACCACGACGUAUCAGUGCAAUUUCAGUUGCUGAGCGUGUUGCAGCUGAAAGGGGUGAAUCAAUUGGAUCUUCUGUAGGCUAUCAGAUUCGUUUGGAACGUCGAUAUCCUCAGCGUCCUCAUGGUUCAAUUCUCUUUUGUACAACAGGAAUUAUUCUUCAAUGGUUUCGUUCUGAUCCAUUGUUAAAAAAUAUCAGCCAUAUUAUUGUCGAUGAAGUGCAUGAACGCGAAUUCUUAUGCGAUUUCCUACUGUGUAUGCUGAAACGAAUAGCUCCUCUUCGUCCAGAUCUCCGGAUAAUUCUUAUGUCAGCAACAAUUAAUGCAGAUAGAUUCUCUGAGUAUUUUAAUAACUGUCCGAAAUUCGAAAUUCCUGGUAAAACAUUUCCAGUCAAAACCUACUACUUAGAAGAUGUUUUGAAAGAAACCAAAUUCUGGUUGCCAAACUCUGCUUUAAAUAAACUUAAUCGUGACCAAUCUUCUACAUUAAAACAACGUCUUCUUAAGUCAAAUAUUCCUAAGAAAGAGGCUCGCAUACGGUCCUAUGGAAAAACUCCUGAGUUCUGUCGGUGGUUGCAAUCUUUAAAUGGGCUGUCUUCAAAUGCAGUAGAAAUCUUACGUAGUGUCGGUGAGGAUAGUUAUCCACAAACUGAUCUCAUCGCUCAUUCCAUUGAGCAUAUUCUGCAGAAUACUGAAUGGGGUGCAAUACUUGUUUUUGUUCCAGGUCUUUCAGAUAUAAAAGAGACAAUCAGAGGUCUACGUGAACUGAAUCCAAGAAGAUAUGAUGAUCGUUAUGGAAGUGUACGGAUUUAUCCUUUACAUUCCAGACUCCCUACAUCUAGGGAUCGUUCAUUGUUUGAGCCCCCGCCACAAGGCAAACGAAAAGUUAUUAUAUCAACUAAUAUUGCUGAAACAAGUGUAACUAUUGAGGACGUGGUUUAUGUAAUUGAUUGCGGUCGAAUUAAAGUAACCGAUUAUGAUCCAAUACAGAAUACAUGUACACUGACACCUAUUCUUGUCAGCAAAGCUAAUGCAUCUCAGCGUUGUGGAAGAGCUGGCCGUGUCCAGCCUGGUAUUUGUUACCAUUUAUUCUCAAGUUAUGUUUACGAUAAUGUGAUGUCAAAUUUUCUACAACCGGAAAUGCUACGUGUUCGUUUGGAAGAUGUAAUUUUGAGAAUAAAGUUAUUAGGUCUUGGACGAGUUAAGCCUUUCUUGACUAGUUGCCUUGAUUCUCCAUCUGAAGACGCUAUAUCACAAACACUAACAUUUCUCAGACAAAUUCAAGCUUUGAAAGUAACACAACCGCAGACAUGCUGUGACAUUUCAUUGAAAAAUCACGGUAAAAAUCAUAAAGCAAAUCGUAAAUCCUUAAGAGAAUAUACAGAAGCUGUUAAAAAUAAUGUAAAUGCCAAUGGUGUAGAUUCUUUGGAUCCAACUAGUUUUCAACUGAAUAUAACAGAUGAAGAAGAUGACGAAUUAACUCCACUCGGUGUUCAUCUUGCUAACUUUCCACUUGAUCCACAAUGUGCUAAACUCUUAUUAUUUGGAGCUCUGUUUGGUUGCCUGGACCCAGUUUUGUCUGUGGCCGCAUGUCUAACUUACCGGGAUCCAUUCGAAAUACCUUUGGAAAAACAAGAAGAGGCUGAUAAACGUCGAUUAGAAUUAUCACAAAACUCCUUAAGCGAUCACUGGGUGUAUGCUACAGUUAUUCAAAACUAUCAAGGAUUAAAUUCACCUUUUGAACGUCGACAGUUCUGUCAAAAAUACUUUCUUAAUGAACGUACAAUUAAAGAUAUAAUUAGAUUAAUGCAGGAUUAUGCAUAUUUGCUAUACGAACGAAAGUAUAUUGCAACGCCCAAACCGAAUGACACGAAUGCAAAUCGUAAUCAAUGGAAUGUCAAUCUUUUCCGAGCUAUAAUGUGUGCGGCAUUAUACCCAAAUAUCGUCAAAGCGGAUCCAAGAUUCACUAAAGAUGGUCGACCUAAACCACCAACUAUUAUGGCUUGUCCUUCUGAAGGUAGAGCUACUAUUCAUCCUGCUUCAGUAAACAGUAAACUUCAACCAAAUGAACCAUUAUGGAUGGUUUAUUUUACAAAAACAAAACUUGAAUUGGGAUCUUGGCCAACAAUAUUUGAUUCAACGGUCAUAUCAUUAAGACCUCUAUUGUUCUUUAGUAGAAAUAUAGAAAUAACAAAGAAUGAUACUGGUCUUUUCACUAUUGAUCAAUGGAUUAAAUUCAAUGGAGAGAUGAAGGUAGUUAAUGUACUCAAAGUAAGUUGAUUGGUACUCUUUUUCAUUAUGACUUAACCGAUUCCAGUAAUUCACUUUAAUUCCUGGUCAUGAUUUUCUAUGCAGCUUAUCAUGUUGGUAUUAUUUGAAGGAAUUUCCAAUAGACAGUGAUGUAUUACAUUGCUCUACUCUUAAAUUCAAAAGUUUGUUUCAUUUUGAGAGUGGAUAUCUCUAGAGAAACAACAUUUACAGUUUUAUAUACAUUGAAGUAGAAAAAAAGUGUAAAGUGGAUGACUUGUGAGAAAUUAGGUAGUAACAUUAAUAAAAAUGCCAGACUUUAUUCAAAUAAUUUUUUGUCUUACUUCAGGUGAUUCCUAACGACCUCAGCUCUUUCACUUCCCGCGCUUAUUGUGUUACCGUUCAGCUACGGGAGUGAAAUCUAUUCACUCAUGUUAUCUGUGUUCCUACCUAUCUACAGUCAUAAUGCGACCAUUAUUCGUUGUCACCGCUAAGUAGUUCGUAGCACAACUUUUUAUUUAUUAUUCUGUGAGCACACUUGUAAAGGUUCAGAGUACCAUCCUGUUGCCCACAGCUAAACUAAUAGGAUGUGAUUCGGAUCGGAGAUAAUUUUUCUUACCGAGCUGGUGUUUCGUUUUGUUUAGACACUUCAACAUUUUAUAACCAAGACUUCACGAGGUUUAAGCCCAAGAAUUUCAAGCUGAAGGACCAUUAGAUGUUACAUGACUUUAACUCUAGAAUCGAUUGAG